Messenger RNA from Brachypodium distachyon (stiff brome), 1641 nucleotides. Its product is annotated as protein LATERAL ROOT PRIMORDIUM 1. NCBI's taxonomy places the organism in Eukaryota, Viridiplantae, Streptophyta, Magnoliopsida, Poales, Poaceae. Bases 311 to 1345 code for a protein of 344 amino acids. The record is from RefSeq and is a predicted model, not a curated record. Gene Ontology annotation, biological process: positive regulation of DNA-templated transcription. Gene Ontology annotation, molecular function: DNA binding; DNA-binding transcription factor activity. The transcript is spliced from 2 exons. Gene Ontology annotation, cellular component: nucleus.
GAGAGGCUAUACGGCGGAAUUACAGGGGGGGAUAUUUUUAAGGGGGCUCGGCGGCCGCGCGUGGCGGAGGAAUUCGCGGGACAUAAGCGUGGCUUCGGGACGGCGGUUCCCAUCGGACACCGGCGCGUUCGCGGACUGGGUCGCGUCGUCCGCCGCCGGAGCUGGAGGAGGAGGCGGGCGAGGGGACGACCUCUCGCUCGGAUUCAAUGCCAGCGCCGCGGCCGCCGCCGCCGCUUCCGCGUCCGCUUUGGGGCCCGGGCUCUGGGGCCCGGCCGCGUCGUCGAGACACCAUCAGGCGCUGAACUACGGCAUGGCGGCCGACGUCGGCAUGGUGGUCGUCGCCCCCGCCGCGUCCUUCCACCACACGCACCAUCACCACCACCACCACGAGGCCGCCGCCGCAGCGGCCGCCGCGGCCGGCGGCGGCGAUUCGAUCUUCCCGCUGCUGUCCGCCGGCGUGCUCGAUCCGGACGCGGCCAAGUCGGCGGCCGCGAGCGGCAUCCAAUUCUGGUCCUCCUCCCAGGCGCCGCCGCCGCCGCAAUCGCCGUCCGGCGGCGGGAACCCUAACCCUAGCCUGGGCGCGUCCUUCUACCUCAAGACGAAGCCGCUCCCGAUGCUCGACACCGGCGGCGGAUCCUCCGGUGGAAGCGGCGCCACGACGACGUGCCAGGACUGCGGCAACCAGGCGAAGAAGGACUGCGGCCACAACCGGUGCCGCACCUGCUGCAAGAGCCGCGGCUUCGACUGCUCCACCCACGUCAAGUCCACCUGGGUCCCCGCCUCCCGCCGCCGCGAGCGCCACCACCAGCAUCCUCCUCUCCUCGGCGCCUCCGCCGCCUCCGCUUCCUCUCCCUCCGCCGCCGCCGCCACCUCGAAGAAGCCCCGCCUCCUCUCCUCCCAGGCCACCACCUCCCACACCUCCACCUCCAACGCCACCACCCCCCGCAGCUUCGACACUUCCUCCAGCCACCAAGAUGCGUCGUUCAGGGAGCAGCUGCCGAGGCAGGUGAGGGCGCCGGCGGUGUUCAAGUGCGUGCGGGUGACGUCCAUCGACGACGGGGAAGACGAGUACGCGUACCAGGCCACGGUGACCAUCAACGGCCACGUCUUCAAGGGCUUCCUUUACGACCAAGGGGUCGACGACGGCCGGGCCAGCAACGACGGCUCCUCGGCCGCCGCCGCCGGGGUGCCCAACAUCUCCGAGCUCCACCUCGGGGGUGCGUCCGGUUCCGGCGGCGCCGCGAGGGGAUCGGCGUCGAUGGUGCCCUCGGACUUGUACGGCAGCGGCGGCGGCGGAGGGCACCACUUGCUUGGCGGCUCCGGAUAUGGUAACACCAUGAACUGAGCCUAGAAGAGUAAGGUUAAUCACACCGAUCAUUACCAUUUUUCUUCUUCUCUUCGUUGCUAGUAGUUCCCAGCCUUUCUUGCCAGCACCAUUAGAGAGCCGAUGAUGCAUGGUGUUUGCUGUAGUUCCAUCUGUUCAUGCUGUAUAACACCGAGGAAUUGUUGCUAGUUCUAGUAGUAAUACUAGUUCUUCAAUUUUCUAUCUAGUGUAGUACGGUGACAAGAAUAAUAAGUAACUGUUCAUUAAUCAGCAAUUGAAAAGUAUUCAUAUAAUGCACACGAUCAAAUUCAUCUUUA